This is a messenger RNA of Aphanomyces invadans, 809 nucleotides long. RefSeq lists its product as hypothetical. Gene Ontology annotation, biological process: mRNA splicing, via spliceosome. The transcript has a single exon. Gene Ontology annotation, molecular function: U1 snRNA binding. The record is from RefSeq and is a predicted model, not a curated record. The coding region runs from base 62 to 769 and encodes 235 amino acids. Lineage: Eukaryota; Oomycota; Saprolegniomycetes; Saprolegniales; Verrucalvaceae. Gene Ontology annotation, cellular component: U1 snRNP.
GGCACGGAAAAAAAUCACUUGAGUUUAGUAUAGAACGCCCCCCUUCCAUUGGAUACACAAGAUGGAAACCACAGCACCAGCCACCAGUGCCGCCGCGGCGAGCACUCCUGCUGCAGAUGCCCUGCCGAACGAAACGCUGUAUGUACGUAACCUAGACGACAAGAUCAAGGAACCUCGCAUGAGGGAAAGCCUGUACGGUUUGUUUUCCGCCCACGGGAAGGUAUUGCAAGUUUUGUUGAUGAAAGCGCACCGGUUGCGCGGCCAAGCGUGGGUCACAUUCGAAGACGUCGCGGCAUCCAGCACAGCGCUUCGAGCUCUGGAUGGAACGCCUCAUUUUGGCAAGAUCAUGAAUGUGCAGUUCGCAAAGGAGAAAAACGACUUGAUCCGAGCGCAACAGGAACCCAACGCGAAGCCGCGGGAAAAGCGAAAGUGGGAACAACACGUGAAGGAGGCGAAGGCGAGCAAAAAGGCAGACAAGCCUUCUCAACCCAAGGCACAGCAACAGCACCACCAGCAGUCCCAGACUGUCGUGCUGCCGCACAAGAUCUUGUUUUUGCAGGACGUCCCCGAAGCGUGCAACCAAGAUGCCCUCAGUAUCCUCUUCAAGCAGUACCACGGGUUCAAGGAGGUCCGUCUUGUGCCUGGGAAGAAAGGACUGGCGUUCGUCGAGUUUUUGGACGAAGUCCAGGCGUCCAUUGCGCUGCAGGGCCUGAACGGGUUCAAGCUCAGCGCGGAGGACCGACUCAAAAUCAGCUUUGCCAAAAAGUAACCCACGUCCUCAAUGCAGUUGUUCUUAUCCUUUCAAUAUG